UUUCUGUUUCAGUCUCUGAUGUACAAACAUGUGAACUGAACAUGAAUUAGUUUAUGGCUGGAGCUUCAAGUCAUAGUAGUGCUUCUCUCCAGCUCCCUCCCUCACUCUGCUGCAACACUUACUCUGUGUGUUAUCUCUCAGAAUCAGCUCAGUGGUGUAGAGUAGCUGCUGGAGUUGGAGAGGAGAGAAGUGAAGCUGUAAGCUACAGUAACUCUGACUGUCUUAUGGGCUCCAGACUCUGUAAUCAGCUCUUUCAUGCAUCAUAUGUUUCAGGAGCUUUUGGAACAAAGUGGAGUGUGAAGUACAACCAACAGGAAAUCUGUGCUAUAAAAGGAUCCACAGUGUUUAUGAACGGAACUUUUACUCUCCCAGAAGGUCUCACAGUGACAGAGACUUUCUGGACUAUAGACCCAGUUCCAGGGGUGGAGCCGACUGAUCUGAGUAAAGAGCCAGAUUAUUCAGGCAGAGUCGAGUUUUUCACUGAUGAUCAGAAACACUUCUCCCUCAAACUGAGUGAUGUGAUGAAGAAGGAUGAACAUCAGUUCUGCUUCAAAAUCAAAACUAAUGUAGAAAAAGAAAGAUGGACAGGUGUUCCUGGAGUUCAGCUCAGAGUUACAGAGCUCCUUGUAGAAGCUCCUGAAGAAGUGACAGAGGGACAAACAGCAGAUCUGACAUGUAAGACCACCUGCAGUCUGACUGACCCAACAUUCAUCUGGUACAAAAAUGGACAUCCUUUAACCAAAAAGACCAUCAAGAACAACCAGCUCCACCUGCAGACGGUCAGCAGUGAGGAUGCAGGCAGUUAUAGCUGUGCUGUAGAAGGAUCUCAAGACCUCCGCUCUACUGCUCACAGCCUCAGAGUCAGAUAUCCUCCAAAGAACAUCUCAGUGUCCAUCAGUCCCUCUGGUGAAAUAGUGGAGGGCAGUUCAGUGACUCUGACCUGCAGCAGUGAUGCAAACCCACAUGAGAAGAAUAACACCUGGUUUAAGGGAUCAACACCAGUAGGAGAAGGAAAAACCUACAGCAUUCCCAACAUCAGAUCUGAGGACAGUGGAGAAUACACAUGCCAGAGUCGGAAUGAUCUUGGAGAGAGAAGAUCCACUGAUUUGCAGAUAAAUGUUCUUUAUCCUCCAAAGAACGUCUCAGUGUCCAUCAGUCCCUCUGGUGAAAUAGUGGAGGGCAGUUCAGUGACUCUGUCCUGCAGCAGUGAUGGAAACCCACCUGUGAAGAUGUACACCUGGUUUAAGGGAACAACGCCAGAAGGAGAAGGAAAAACUUACAGCAUUCCCAACAUCAGAUCUGAGCACAGUGGGGAAUACACAUGCCAGAAUCGGAAUGAUCAUGGACAGAGAAGAUCCACUGCUGUUCACUUAAAUGUUCUUUAUCCGCCAAAGAACGUCUCAGUGUCCAUCAGUCCCUCUGGUGAAAUAGUGGAGGGCAGUUCAGUGACUCUGACCUGCAGCAGUGAUGCAAACCCACCUGAGAAGAAUAACACCUGGUUUAAGGGAUCAACACCAGUAGGAGAAGGAAAAACCUACAGCAUUCCCAACAUCAGAUCUGAGGACAGUGGAGAAUACACAUGCCAGAGUCGGAAUGAUCAUGGAGAGAGAAGAUCCACUGCUGUGCAGAUAAAUGUUCUUUAUCCUCCAAAGAACGUCUCAGUGUCCAUCAGUCCCUCUGGUGAAAUAGUGGAGGGCAGUUCAGUGACUCUGACCUGCAGCAGUGAUGCAAACCCACCUGAGAAGAAUAACACCUGGUUUAAGGGAUCAACACCAGUAGGAGAAGGAAAAACCUACAGCAUUCCCAACAUCAGAUCUGAGGACAGUGGAGAAUACACAUGCCAGAGUCAGAAUGAUCUUGGAGAGAGAAUAUCCACUGCUGUGCAGAUUAAUGUUCUUUAUCCUCCAAAGAGUGUCUCAGUGUCCAUCAGUCCCUCUGGUGAAAUAGUUGAGGGCAGUUCAGUGACUCUGACCUGCAGCAGUGAUGGAAACCCACCUGUGAAGAUGUACACCUGGUUUAAGGGAUCAACACCAGUAGGAUAAGGAAAAACGUACAGCAUUCCCAACAUCAGAUCUGAGCACAGUGGAGAAUACACAUGCCAGAGUCGGAAUGAUCAUGGACAGAGAAGAUCCACUGCUGUUCACUUAAAUGUUCUUUAUCCGCCAAAGAGGGUCUCAGUGUCCAUCAGUCCCUCUGGUGAAAUAGUGGAGGGCAGUUCAGUGACUCUGACCUGCAGAAGUGAUGGAAACCCAUCUGAGAAGAAUAACACCUGGUUUCAGGGAUCAACACCAGUAGAGAAGGAAAAACCUACAGCAUUCCCAACAUCAGAUCUGAGGACAGUGGAGAAUACACAUGCCAGAGUCAGAAUGAUCUUGGAGAGAGAAGAUCCACUGCUUUGCAGAUAAAUGUUCUUUAUCCUCCUAAGAGCGUCUCAGUGUCCAUCAGUCCCUCUGGUGAAAUAGUGAAGGGCAGUUCAGUGACUCUGACCUGCAGCAGUGAUGGAAACCCACCUGUGAAGAACUACACCUGGUUUAAAGAAGGUGGACCCCCAGCUAUAGGAUCUGCCCAGAAUCACAGCAUCAUCAACAUCACUGCUGACCACACUGGACUGUACUACUGUUAAGCUCAGAAUGAUCAUGGAGCUCUGAGGUCAGCUGGAGUUCCCGUCUCUUUUAAAGGCUAACCCGUGAUUCUGUAUGUAGCUCUUGGAGUCGGACUCUGUUUUAUUUUUUUAGUCUUUCUCACUGCAGUUUUUUGGAGGUAAGAACAUCAAUGAAAGACUGUCAGGUUUCAUUAGUAGUUUAUUAAGCAAGGCCAAAUGUUCAUAUUUGAAUCAUAAGUGCUCAUAUUUAUUGAUCAGAUAAUUCCUGGCUGUUUUCUGAGAACAUAAGACAAAGGCAAGAUGGAAAUAUGGAACAACCAAUCUAUGUGGUGCGCUCUAGAUAUCAAAAUCCUUUAAUUCUGCUUCAAUAUGAAAGUGUGUACAAGGUGGCAGAUAACAGGUGUAGACUGAAAGCACUUUCUGAGGUUUAGCAUGUGUGUUUCACAGUGAAAGGCGAGAUCAGAAGCUCACAGUAGAGUAAAAGCGUAGUAUCACCACCCAAACCUUCCAGCAGGCUAACACUAUCCUCCAUGUCAGCUUCUCUUCACCUGUUUUGGCCAGUUUGUCUGUGUUGUGAUUGGCAGGUUUAAGGUGGAACAUCAGUGCAAUGUGACUCCCUGAACUCAAAAAUUAAGGUGGAGUGACACCUUAAAUAUCUUUUUUCAGAGUAGUAUUAUCCAGCUAUAUUGCACCGAUAUAAUGCUUCCCAUUGAGAGAUUGAAACUAAAUGUGGUUUAAUAUUUAAAAAUUGUAUAAUAGUGUACAGGGUGAGUCAAAAGUCAUAGGACACUGUUUUAUUUUAUCUUAUUUUUUAUGACUCUACGAUGCGGUGCAGAAGGUGGUGUUUGUUGCGCAUUUUCUCAGCAUUUGUUUGAGAUGACGCCAGGGAUAGAAGUUGAUAAUAAAAUAAAAAAUAAAAUAACCUGUCUUGUGACUUUUGACUUACCCUGUAGUUGCUAAGCCAAAGCUUUAAAGGUUUGAGUGUGUGUGAGUGAGUGUGUGUGUGUGUGUGUGUGU
Messenger RNA from Pygocentrus nattereri (red-bellied piranha), 3619 nucleotides. RefSeq names its product B-cell receptor CD22-like. Bases 54 to 2042 code for a protein of 662 amino acids. NCBI's taxonomy places the organism in Eukaryota, Metazoa, Chordata, Actinopteri, Characiformes, Serrasalmidae. The record is from RefSeq and is a predicted model, not a curated record. The transcript has 10 exons.